This is a messenger RNA of Parasteatoda tepidariorum (common house spider), 446 nucleotides long. The record is from RefSeq and is a predicted model, not a curated record. Lineage: Eukaryota; Metazoa; Arthropoda; Arachnida; Araneae; Theridiidae.
ACGAAAAAACUUACUUUUUCAGUUGGAGAAAAAACAGAUCGAACAUGGUUAAGCACCAUCUUGGAAUCACGGAUUAUGUUGUUAUAGGCGUUAUGUUAUUAAUAUCUGUAGGCAUAGGAGUUGUUGCAAAAUAUUAUGGGAGUCAAAAAUCUGCAAGAGAAUACUUAUUGGCGGGAAAACAGAUGGCAAAACUUCCUGUUAUGUUGUCAAUAAUUGCAACUGGUACUUCAUCUACAUCGUUAAUAGGUGCACCAGCCGACAUUUACAAGUAUGGUUUGGCAUUUAUUUCGUCUUUGCUUUUAUAUCCUCUGGGGUUAUAUUUGGCGUCUUCUAUCUUUAUUCCUGUGUACUACCAAUGUGGUGUAUCAACAGUCAAUGAGUUCAUAGAAAUGCGCUUUGGCAAAAUAAUGAAAUUUAUGAUAUCAACCUUCCUCCUUCUACAAUUG